UUUUGUGUUAAGUAUUUAGUCUUACAUAUUUAGCUGCGAAACCAGGGGAAAUUAUUUGCACACGUUCAUUCAAACCAAGAGACCAAACUGUGCUAGUUCUAAGCAUUGGGAGUACAGUUGACUUCCUGUAAGGCUAAAGUGUGGGCAAAGUGAACGGUACAAAACGUAGGUCACGGUCGCAGCUGCCACUGGGAUUGCUCGAGCUCUGUUUAGUCUGCUGUCGACCACAGACUGAAGAGUGAACCACCAGACUGACACAGGCUAUGUAGCUAAUCAGGUGCUAAGUCCGCUAACUUGCAGUAAAGCAGCAUUGUCUCUUAACACCUGUGGGAGGUGUUAUAAUGGUUGAAACGCAAAGGGUAGCGAAAACGGGAAGGCCAGCAGCAGUCACGGGAGGCAGCAGGUCGUUGUUUGGGAUGUUUUAAUUAGCCAGAUCUUGCUAAUGCGGAAGGCAAAUCCUACAGAGGUAUCAAUGGUUAGCAUAACGCAGGGGGACAUAACAGUCUGUUCAUUGUAAAAGACGAUUAUUUCCGAGAAGAGGAUGUCCAAACGCCUGCGAAACACUGAGCUCUGCGCUGACUGCAGUGUCCCAGAGCCUCGCUGGGCCUCGGUGAACAGAGGCGUAUUGAUUUGUGACGAGUGUUGCAGUGUUCAUCGGAGUCUGGGCAGACACAGCUCCCAAGUCCGCCACCUGACACACACACCAUGGCCGACUACACAGUUACAGAUGGUUCAGACAUUAUACAGCAACGGCGCAAAUUCAAUAUGGGAGCACUCUCUUCUGGACCCUGCGUCUGUGAUGAGUGGGAAACGCAAAGCCAACCCUCAGGACAAACUGCAUCCAAACAAGUCAGAGUUUAUAAGAGCCAAAUAUCAGAUGCUGGCAUUUGUCCAUCGCAUGCCCUGCAGGGAGGAUGACAGCUCCACCGCGAAGGAUUUAAGCAAGCAACUUCACUCGAGCGUACGCACUGGGAACCUCGAGACGUGUUUAAGAUUGCUAUCCCUAGGAGCACAAGCUAAUUUUUUUCACCCUGAAAAAGGAAACACUCCAUUACAUGUAGCAGCAAAGGCAGGACAAGUAUCUCAGGCUGAACUAUUGACUGUUUAUGGGGCAGAUCCUGGAGCCCCGGACAGCAACGGCAAAACUCCCAUUGACUAUGCAAGGGAAGCUGGCCACCAUGACCUGGCAGACAGACUGGUGGAGGUCCAGUAUGAACUGACUGAUAGACUGGCAUUCUAUCUGUGUGGGAGGAAGCCAGAUCAUAAAAGCGGUCAGCACUUCAUUGUUCCACAGAUGGCUGACAGGAACACCAGUUUAGAUUUGUCAGAACUGGCCAAGGCAGCAAAGAAGAAACUGCAGGCUCUAAGUAAUCAUUUAUUCGAGGAGCUGGCCAUGGACGUGUACGAUGAGGUGGACAGACGAGAGACUGAUGCAGUGUGGCUGGCUACACAGAAUCACAGCACCCUGGUGACAGAGACCACUGUGGUGCCUUUCCUUCCGGUAAAUCCAGAAUACUCAUCAACAAGAAACCAGGGGCGACAGAAGCUUGCAAGAUUCAACGCACAUGAAUUUGCAACUCUUGUCAUUGAUAUUCUAAGUGAUGCUAAGCGCAGACAACAAGGGAACAUGAUUUCUAGCCCCAAAGACAAUGUUGAAUUCAUCCUGAAGAGCAUGGCUGUGAGGCGCUGCAGUGACAGUCAAGACAACGACCAGCCGGACUACGAUAGUGUGGCGUCUGAUGAGGAUACAGAUCAAGAGCUCCCCUCCAGUAAAGGAGACAGGACCAAGAGUCUGGACUCUGACCUCUCAGACAGCCCCAUUACCAUGCAGGAGUACUUGGAGGUGAAGAACGCACUCUCAGCCUCUGAAGCAAAGAUCCAGCACCUGAUGAAAGCCAACAAUAACCUGAGCGAUGAGCUGCGGCUAAUGCAGAAAAAGCUGCAAUCUCUGAAAAGCGAGAACACCUCUCUCAGGCGGCAGGUCACUACCAAUAUCUAUCAGGUCCCCAGCGGUUCAGACUACCCCGACCCCUCCAGCCCCUCAGCCCUGAAACGCCGGCAGUCUGCACGGGCCAGUCGGCCUAUGUCUAUGUAUGAGACUGGCUCAGGCCUGAAGCCCUUUCACCCCAAAGGGGAAAAUCCCUACCCUGAGGAGGCCCUCCCCAACCUGCAACCCUUCCCACCUCAUAAGGAAAGGGGCGCUUUUGUGACCACAUCCUCAUCCCUCCCCUCAUUUCCAUCCACCCUGUCCUGGCCGAGGGACGAAAGUGUUCAAAAGGCUCCAAAGUUAGAGAAACAAAGCAGCAUGCCUGAAAGUGACUAUGAUAACACGUUCAAUGACUCUGAAAUGGAGGAUUCAAGUUUGUGCAGGAGAGCGAGGCUAAGGAGCAGUGGCUGGAUGGGAGAGGGCAGCUCCAUCCCCGAGCUGGCGGAUGUAGAGAUGGAGCCUGACCCCACACUGCCGAGCACAGAGGAUGUCAUCCGCAAAACCGAGCAGAUCACUAAGAAUAUCCAAGAGCUGCUGCGAGCAGCUCAGGAGAACAAACAUGACAGCUUCAUACCCUGCUCAGAAAGAAUACAUGUGGCUGUAACAGAAAUGGCUGCUCUCUUUCCUAAGAAGCCACGUUCAGAGACUGUGAGAGGCUCUCUGCGCUUGUUGACCUCGAGUGCUUACCGGCUUCAGAGCGAGUGCAGGAAGGCGUUGCCCUCAGAAGGCUGCCCAGGACCGGACAUGCAGCUGGUCACCCAGCAGGUCAUCCAAUGUGCUUAUGACAUUGCCAAGGCAGCCAAGCAGCUUGUGACCAUCACCACUAAGGAGAAUACACACUAACAGCACUUUGAGGCUGCAAAGCAGUCGGCAUCUCAGUUUUGUUCUUCUCUAAAUAUUUCUAAUGAUUCUGAUGUUUUGUUUUUUUGUAUUUGUGGUAUAUGCAUGCAUGUUUUUUAAUUUAUGAAUGAUUAACACAAAUAUUAAAAGCUGAAUCUGGACAAAAUAUGGGGGGGUAAGGGAAAAGUUCAGCAACUUUACUUAGAGAGUAAAGUUCUGCUGUGCUGCUGAUUUCAAAGCCCAAUAUCUCAUGAGGUAACAUUAUAACUUCCACAAAUAAUGUUACACCUAAAUACAGCAGCUAGCAGGUAUGGGAAGUGUAUAGUUUUCUAGACUACUGUUAAUUAAAGUCGUUUAAAUCUUAAUCAGUGGACAAUGUAAAUAAACACCUUUAUUCAAGAGACGGAGUUAAGCACAGUACGGCAAAUCCACGUGAUAGUUUUGGUUACUGAUUCAGUCCAAAGCCAGACAUGGAUGCUGCAAAGCCAUAACUGACUCACUGAAUGCCAAUACAACAGUCUUAUAGUCAAAGAAUCUUCCUGUCAUUUACAUCAUUGUGCAAGCAUCCUCAUACUGCGAAGUUUAAUCUCCAAAACCAAACUGACCAUUAAUGCCAACUUCUAUUAAAUGUUGGGAACUUAAUCCAUG
Messenger RNA from Labrus bergylta (ballan wrasse), 3475 nucleotides. NCBI's taxonomy places the organism in Eukaryota, Metazoa, Chordata, Actinopteri, Labriformes, Labridae. The record is from RefSeq and is a predicted model, not a curated record.